AUGCAUCUCGCAACGCUCGCUUUCCUCCCUCUCCUCCUCUCUGCAUCUGGAUCCGUCCGCCUGGUCGCCGGCUAUGUCGCACAGGCCAGGUUGCAGGGUCCGACGUGUACGCGGACCACCGUAGCUAUCCUCGGCGGGGGAAUGGCCGGUGUCACUGCUGCGCAAACACUCGCCAACGCGUCGAUUACAGACUUUCUCAUUCUAGAGUAUAGAGAUACCCUCGGCGGCCGAGUCACGCAUACAGAGUUCGGGCAGGACCCAAAGGGGGAGCCGUAUGUUAUUGAGCUUGGUGCGAACUGGAUCCAAGGUCUCGGCUCAGAAACGGCCGAGAAUCCUGUUUGGGCAUUGGCCAAGAAGCACAACCUCUCAAACACACCCUCAAACUACGACUCGAUCCUGACAUACGACGAAACCGGAUACGCAGACUAUACAGCGACGCUCGCGCAGUACGCCCUCGCCCGCGAAAAAGCCUCCCUCCACGCCGGCCGCAUCCUCACCUCGAACCUCCAAGACAUGACGGCCCGCAGCGGCCUCGCGCUCGCGGGCUGGCGACCGCGCAGGGACGACAUGGCCGCGCAGGCAGUGGAAUGGUGGAAUUGGGACUGGGAAGGCGCCUCGGCCCCGGAAACAAGCUCCUUCGUCUUUGGCGUCGCGGCCGAGAACCUCACGUUCAACCAGUUCGGUGCGCAGAAUAACCUCGUCCUCGACCGCCGCGGAUACAGCGCGAUUAUCCGCGGCGAAGCAGACACGUUCCUCUUGGGACCCGACGACCCGCGCCUCUGGCUCAACACGCAGGUCACGGAGAUCGAGUACAGCGCGCACGGCGUCGUGGUCCGCAACGCAGACGGCUCGUGCGUCAGCGCCGCAUACGCCAUCGCGACCUUCUCCGUCGGCGUGCUGCAGAACAACGCCGUGCGCUUCGAACCAGAGCUGCCCGAGUGGAAGCGCACAGCGAUCGAAAAGUUCACCAUGGGGACAUACACCAAGAUCUUCAUGCAGUUCCCGUAUACAUUCUGGCCAGCGGACACAGAGUUCUUCCUGUACGCUUCACCCACAUCGCGCGGGUACUACCCGGUCUUCCAAUCGCUGUCCAAAGAGGGCUUUCUCCCCGGGAGCCACAUCCUCUUCGUGACCGUCGUCGAAAGUCAGUCGUACCGCGUGGAACGCCAAUCCGAUUCCGAAACCCAGUCCGAGAUCAUGGCUGUCCUCCGCCAGAUGCUCCCCGGCAUGACAAUCCCCGACCCCGUCGCAUUCACGUACCCGCGCUGGUCGACCGAGCCCUGGGCGUACGGAUCCUACUCGAACUGGCCCGCGGGAACCACGCUGGAGAUGCACCAGAACCUGCGGGCGAAUGUGGGGCGGCUGUGGUUCGCGGGGGAGGCGACGAGCGCGCAGUAUUUUGGGUUCUUGCACGGGGCGUUGUUUGAGGGGAGGGAGGUCGGCAUGAGUAUUGCGGCGUUGCUGCAGGAUGAGUGUGCGAGGGGGGAUAGACGGGAGGGCGAGGCCAGGAAAGGGGCUCUGUGUGAUGGUGGGAGGACGCAUUAUGGGGUGUUGCAUGGGACGACGCCGCUUGCGGCGUAUUCGGGGGUCAAUGGGUGGGGGGUGAAUAGUACGAGUGUACAGGCGUGA
This is a messenger RNA of Aspergillus calidoustus, 1629 nucleotides long. Lineage: Eukaryota; Fungi; Ascomycota; Eurotiomycetes; Eurotiales; Aspergillaceae. The record is from the annotation of a GenBank genome assembly.